AUGUCGACAACAGCCGUGACAACAACUGAAGCUCCUUCUACUACAAAUGCUCCAGCUUCAACUACCACAUAAGCCUAAACCACUAUUCUAGCAUCAACCACUACUGCUAAUACUGUCUCUACUACAACAAUUACUACAACUACAACAACUGAACCACCAAUAGUAAAAUAAUGCUAAGAAGCUAAUAGCGUUUUUGAUAUUACGUCUACACUAUCUGAAUUUAUUGGAGAAUCAGUUUCAUGUAGAGGAAUGACUGUUUGUCCUGAUGGAUCACCUCCUCCUUGUUCAUGGACAAGAAAAAUUGCAACUUAAUGCUUUAAUACUUAAACUAAUUCAGGAGGAUCUCAAGAGUUACAAAUCUAAAAUACUGCAAUCUUCAGAAUUAGGACAAAUUCGUUGCCAAAUCAUUGCUAUUAGUCUUCUUAGAAUCAAGUGAAGGAAAACAAUAUUGACUUUUAAGUAAUUUACAAAAACAAGCCUCGCUAUAGUCUUGGCAGAGAAAGAUUACUAAUUGAUGAGGAUGAAACUUCUUCAGUCACUUCAAUGUUCAAAGGAGAUAAUCAAUUAAGUGUUAACUUUGCUUUGUGCUCUGGAUCUUGGACAUCAGUUGGAUCUAUAUUAUAAGUGAGUCCUUCUUAUUAAGAAUUUUCUGGAAUUAUGGAAAAUAUUGUUGGUAUAGCUCUUAACGGAGUUCCUAUCCACAUUGGUAACUCAGAAUAUGGGUCAGAUGUCUUUCAUCCUAAGAAGUUUGGAGAUAAAGCUUAUAGUGAAAAAACAGUCGAACUAGAUUAAUGUUUAGGAAGUUCUGAAAUAUCUGGGUUCUAUCAUUAUUAUGGAUGGUCUCCUUGUAUACUCCCAUCUGACCUAAUAAAAAGUAGAAAUGCAGAAUUCUGUAGAAAUAUUCCAGCCUGUAUUUAAGAUUAACUGGGUUACUCAUUAUCUUUCUUGUCACCUUAAGAGAAGACAAUAAUGAUUAUUGGAAUUGCAAGAGAUGGGCAUUCGAUACUAGGACCUUACAAAAGAGAUGGAGAAUUAUGGUAGCCGUGCGAUGUAGAUAUGUGUAAUGGAAUCGAGAUUGCAGGUAUUUACUAUUACGUUACAACAAUGUUCCAUCCUUAUACAGUUGGAUGUUGGGGACCAGCUCCUAUGAAAAAAGUUGCAGAGGAAUGUUCCAACAAUGUAAAGAUCUGCAGUAAUUCAAAUCUUAUCAAUGCUAUUUCUAUUUCAGCUAACCUAAUAUUGAUUUUUAUUUUAGCGAUUUCAAGCUGA
Messenger RNA from Stylonychia lemnae, 1269 nucleotides. NCBI's taxonomy places the organism in Eukaryota, Ciliophora, Spirotrichea, Sporadotrichida, Oxytrichidae. The record is from the annotation of a GenBank genome assembly.